Microstroma glucosiphilum is the source of this 1040-nucleotide messenger RNA. RefSeq lists its product as hypothetical. Gene Ontology annotation, molecular function: structural constituent of ribosome. NCBI's taxonomy places the organism in Eukaryota, Fungi, Basidiomycota, Exobasidiomycetes, Microstromatales, Microstromataceae. Bases 65 to 733 code for a protein of 222 amino acids. Gene Ontology annotation, cellular component: mitochondrial large ribosomal subunit. The transcript is spliced from 2 exons. The record is from RefSeq and is a predicted model, not a curated record.
GUCAUCCUUACAUCCAUCCUCCUUGUAUCUCUGCCAAUCUCCUGAUACUCGCCCCUCAUACGUCAUGUCCCUCUUCGCCUCUUCCACCUCUCGUGCCGCAGCACGGUCAUACUCUGCCAUCGCUACGGUGGGCGCCAGGUCCUUUGCAAGCUCAUCUAGGCUCGCAGCUCCCAGUCCAUCUGCUCCUGCUUCUGCUUCGGCCCCUAACCCUUCUUCGUCAGCUGGUCCAUCAAAGUCAGCUUCCACCCUUCCCCCUUCGUCGUGUCCCGCCGGUACCCCUCUUCCAGGUCUGGCCAUUCUCAAAGACCGUCCGGAGCCCAUUGCUCUACCAGAUGAAGAGUAUCCUCCCUGGCUCUGGUCUCUCCUGGCCACUCCUGCACUCAAGACGACUUCUGCUUCUACAGAGGCAAGUGAUGCCGGUCCUUCCUCUGGCGGAGGGGGAGCUCCUAGCGGUGGUGUCCUGACAAAGGGUCAAUUGCGGGUACAGCAAAAGCGAGAAUUCAGAGAAAAGAGGGCAGCGAACGCUGCUGCUGCUCGAGCUGCUCGAAAUGCAGGCGCACUCAAGGGAAAGGGAAGCAAUAGGGCCGCUCAGGGGACUGCACCGCCUACUACAUCAGAGGAGAUGGGUAGGGUAGAGGCAAGUGUUGCAGAGGAGGAAAAGGAGAAGAAGACGGCAUUGAGAAAGGCAAAUCGGGAGGCGAUCAAGGGGAAGAACUUUGUCAAGGCAUCGUAGUCGUACAUGCAGACGAGGGGCGUGGGCUCAAUGCACUUCAUUUGUCACGAUCGAUCUGGGAAUGCAUCAAGCCAGAUGGUAGCAGUGCGGAUGUGAGCGCCUAUAAGAGCUCUUUCUGGAACCUUUUGCUGUCUGACAGGCAGCAGCAGCAGCAACAGCAGCGGUCGCUUUCCCUCGAUCACGUUGAAUGAGCGUCGGUGUAGACGCGCCCGUUGAAGAGCUCUGCCUGCGAAGUGGCUAGGCAGAACGAAGGAAUUGAUCAGCUUUGCAGACCGACUAGACAGCUGCAAGGCGUGCGUAGUGAGAC